This is a messenger RNA of Gryllus bimaculatus (two-spotted cricket), 1545 nucleotides long. NCBI's taxonomy places the organism in Eukaryota, Metazoa, Arthropoda, Insecta, Orthoptera, Gryllidae. The record is from the annotation of a GenBank genome assembly.
AUGGUCUUCCGAGGGAUCCAGCUGCUGCGUAUAUCGUCCGCCUACGAGGUCCUGCUGCCCAAGUUUUCGGUGCCUGUGGUCGCCAGGAGUCGGUCGCUCGCCCAUGUUGCUUGUCUUGUUACUCUUAUUUAUAAAAAUGAAAGAUUUGGGGGCUGCAAGAAGCUGAGUUAUGGAUACAUAUUUACAAAUACGAGGCUGAAUCGGUCGCACGACCCGCGUUGUAAUCAGCCCUCGACGCCGCAGCCGCACCUACCACGUGCGGGCGGAGGAAUUGGGUCACAAGCCAGGGCCCGGCCCCUGGCAACUCGCUCGUGCGACGAACCCCAUGCAACGGUGACGCUCGAACGUCAGCUGCCUUUGGCUCCAGGGCUAACAACGCUGGGAACUGAAACUUCUAUCGAACCUACUGCGCAAAUGUAUGGAUUUGAAAAACUAUACCUUUUGGAGUCGUCCCGACUAGCGUGGACGAUAUCAAAGUUACUUCAUUACAAAUAUACCCUUUAUCAAAAAGGCGCUCUUAUCACAUUAAUAUGUACAAGAGUGUACACAGCAAGCAAGGGUUCAGAAGCAAAGGUAGGCCGAAGUCCCUUGGCCAAGGCACCUGUGACUUCCGCUCGGCUGGGCGAGCUGUCGCGGGCGCAUGCUCAGGCGCCGGCACGGGCGGCGGGGGCGAUCGAAGCCCGGGGCGCACGUGUCGCCCGCGAGAGGGGGUCGUCGGCCGGCCAAGUGGGCACGCACCGCACACUCAGCGCUACAUAUGUGUACUUUCUAAAUGUGCACCGUAAUGCUCUGGGAAUGCAGGAAGACAUAAUUUUUCCGCCUGCUGAAGACUUUGAAACUUCCGAAGUGCCGGAAGUAUUUUCAAUUUUAACUGAACUUCAGGCGAGGCAUGUCAAGGAUGCGGUCAAGAAAAUUCUGCAGCGCCGCCACGGUGAAUGUGGCAGCUGCCGCUCCUUGUCACACGAAUUACGGUCGUCGUGUUUCUCUUGUGCACCGAAGGCGCGAGAUUAUGCAUGCGGCGGACGCCCGUCGCGACUGAUGGAUAAUUUCCAUUCUCCAUUUCGCUCCUCCUCCUCCUCGCCAACCGACUUGGCGACUCGAGAGUAUGAUGGGGGUCAUGGCGGGGUCCCUGUGGAACGCCAGGCCCCCGGCGGCGUCUGCGACUGUGGUGGUGAUGAUGAUGGUGAAAAAACUGCUACGAUGAAGACGACGUUGACUUUGGCGUUGAAGAUGACGUCCAGGGAGAGGCGAUGGAGGCACGUCUUCGGCGACGACGGUGGGGAGUGGGUGGGUGUACGGGUGGGCGACAGCGGCGGUGGUCACGGCGGCAGAGGCGGCGACCGUGCCUCCUCGGAGACAGCCCGCCGGACCACUUCAAUUUGGCCCCCUUCAGCGCUGGCUCCGGAACUCGGAUUUUCUCACGCGGCCGCCGCGAGCAGCACCGGCGCCCAGGGACAGCGUGUGCGUGUGGGUGCGUGCGCGUGUGUGUGCGUGCGCGUGCGUCUUCUUAUUCCUUCGCGCCUUAUUUAUGGUGGUCUUCCGUGA